AGCUGUCCCUAAUGUAGUGGGCGAGCGUGUUCCCGCGGAAUGUGUUUGCGUCGCCCACAUGUCGGACAUGGCGGCCCCACUGCGCGCCGCACACGCCUGCAGUCUUUCUUGACGCUCCUGCUCAUCAAGUCACGGACACCAUUUGCCCUGCCCUUGUUUGCUCUGCCCACACUUCCUGUCUCAUUCCACACUGCCUGUCUCAUUCCCACCCAGCCUGUCUCAUUCCCACCCUGCCUGUCUCAUGUCCACGUCGCGCUGACACGGCGGCGGCUGCACAAGUUGGCGUCUGACGCGGGAACGACAUGACGCGGACGAGGGACGCAUGACCGCCGUGACUUCUUCUUCUUCUUCUUCUUCUUAAAGCAUCCCUGCUGGAUUUUUUUUUUUUUUUUUCAAUUUCAUUUUGUUCCCGAGGAUUCCACGCCGGUGUGUUUGCGAUGUGGAUCCUGCGGGGCUUGGCGCGGACUCUGUGGCCGCUGUUGCCGCUUCUGUUGCUGCCGCUUCUGCCGCUGCUGCUCGCGGCUGCCGGCGUGGACGUCAAAGCGCGGAGCUGCGGCGAAGUUCGACAAGCUUAUCACGCCAAAGGAUUCAAUCUCCUCAACGUUCCUCACCAGGAAAUAUCAGGUGAGCACCUGCACGUUUGUCCUCAAGGCUACACCUGCUGCACGUCCGACAUGGAAGACAAACUCCACCAGCAGAGCAAGCUGGAGUUUGAGAAGCUGGUGGAGGAAAGCAGCCACGACAUGAGGGCGACGUUCGUUUCCAGGCACAAAAAGUUUGACGAAUUUUUCUUGGAGCUGCUGGACAAUUCGGAGCGGUCCCUGAGCAGCAUGUUCACAAGGACCUUUGGGAAGCUCUACAUGAAGAACUCGGAGGUGUUCCAGGACCUGUUCACGGAGUUGAAGCGCUACUACACGGGGGGCAACGUCAACCUGGAGGAGAUGCUCAACGACUUCUGGUCCCGGCUGCUGGAGCGCAUGUUCCAGCUGUUGAACUCCCAGUACCACUUCACGGACGAUUACCUGGAAUGCGUCAGCAAAUACUCGGAUCAACUCAAGCCCUUUGGAGACGUGCCCAGGAAACUGAAGGCUCAGGUCACCAGGGCCUUGAUUGCCGCACGGACAUUUGUCCAGGGCCUCAUGGUCGGUCGGGAAGUCGCCAACAGGGUCGCCAGGGUGAACGUGGCUCCUGCAUGUGUCCGAGCCCUGACUAGGAUGCUGUACUGUCCUUACUGUCGCAGCAUGCCUGGACUCAAGCCCUGCCAGAACUACUGCCAGAAUGUCAUGAGGGGCUGCCUGGCUAACCAGGCCGACCUCGACCCUGAAUGGAACGUCUUCAUCGACGCCAUGUUGCUGGUGGCAGAGCGGCUGGAGGGGCCGUUCAGCAUCGAAGCGGUCAUCGAGCCAAUCGACGUCAAGAUCUCGGAAGCCAUCAUGUCCAUGCAGGACAACAGCGGCCUUCUGUCGGCAAAGGUUUUUCAACGCUGCGGACCACCGAAAGCCUUGGGGGCGGGCAGAUCUGCUCGUGGCAUUUCCGACGUAUUCAGCGCUCGUUUCAGACCUUUCCCUCCGGAAGAAAGGCCGACCACAGCCACCGGGACCUUCCUGGAUCGAUUGAGGGGUGUCUGGAGGACAAUGCAACACAGCGUGGUCGACAUCAAAGAGAAGCUGAAGGUGUCCAAGAGGUUCUGGUCCAAUUUGCCGGACGAAGUCUGCGCCGAGGGCAAGUUGACGGAGUCUGACGAGGAUCAGUGUUGGAACAGCCACGCCAAGGCCAGGUAUUUCCCAGAGGUGGUGAAGGAGGGCCUGACCAACCAGGUGAACAACCCGGAGGUGAACCUGGACAUCACUCGGCCCGACACUUUGAUCCGACAGCAAAUCAUGGCCCUGAGAGUGAUGACCAACAAGCUGAGGAACGCAUACAACGGAAACGAUAUCUACUUCCAAGACUCAAGUGACGAAGGCAGCAGUUCCGGCAGUGGCAGCGGUUGCUCCGACGGAUGCACCACGGAAGCUACUAUUCCGGGAUCCGAAGCUCCGGUGAUCGGAGCCGACAGAAGCGACGAACGCACGGCAGUGGCAGGCAAGACGUUCUCUCACAGACCGUCGUCGCUAUUGAUGGCGACCGCCGUGGUGGCGACACUCAGCGCCACUCAGCCCAGAUGGAGAUAAUACACUCCGGCCGGCUGGCCACGGACUUUUCUAUACCGCAGUUUGUUCUACAGCUGCUUCCUCGCCGGACCUGGAGAACCGACCUUGUUGCGAAUGGCCGAACAGUGCUCGUCAUCCCCCAAAGACCGGUGUCCGACAACCGGCUUUCACCCUAUGGAACAAAAAAAUGGCAGUUUCUUACCGUUCCGGAGUGCGUUUGUUUUCAGUGAAUGCAGGUGAAAACUUACCUUUUCAAGGGUUCCACCAGUGAUUUCCCAGAUAACACAGAAACGUGUACCUUUUCUUGGGACGACCCCAUUCAGUUUGUAAUUCCAGAGAAAACAAAAGGCUUACUGUGUGCAUGCAAGGAACUAAAACUCAGAUAUCUAUCCAUCUAUCAUUUCUUCAAUGCAGUUCCGGACUCAAAGGUCGGCUUUCAGUUAGUAAACAAUCUCGGGAUGGUCCGGUUUAUGAAAGAAUCCAAACUUGUUUUUCGGAUACUGUUUUUGGCGGCGGUAGUUACGGCCUACAAAAAAUGGAAUCAACUAUGAAGCGCGGAACUUGUAACUGGAAUGCUUGUCUGGGGAAGCGCGGGCAUUCGGGAUGGGUACAGAAUCCGACAGAAUCCCGGUGCUACGUUACGGUGUCUCGGUUGCCCGUGAUGCCACGGUUUUCGCACUGGCCAACAAAGAAAUUGACUGAAAAGAACGCUCAAACGUAAGUAAAGUAAGGCUCCACCGUUCCAAAGAAGUGCUAGCUUGAUGCUAAUAUACAUUGGCUUCACUAUUGACGUGCUACCGAUUUUUCCGAAGAGAUGUCAACACAUCCAAAUUUGUUAUUAGGAACUACAACUAACAAAAUUACACAUUAUAAACUUUCACUUAGUAAACAAUCUCGGGAUGGUCCGGUUUAUGCAAGAAUCCGAACAGGUUUUUCGGAUACUGUUUUAGGCAGCGGUAGUCACGGCUUAUAAAAAAUGGAAUCUACUACGAAGCGCGGAACUUGUGACUGGAAUGCUUGUCUGGGGAAGCGCGGGCAUUCGGGAUGGGUACAGAAUCCGACAGAAUCCCGGUGCUACGUUACGGUACUCCGGUUUCCCGUGAUGCCACGGUCUUCGCACUGGCCAACAAGGAAAUUGACUGAAAAGAACGCUCAAACGUAAGUAAAGUAAGGCUCCACCCUUCCAAAGAAGUAUUAGCUUGAUGCUAAUAUACAUUGGCUUCACUAUUGACGUGCUACCGAUUUUUCCGAAGAGAUGUCAACACAUCCAAAUUUGCUAUUAAGAACUACAACUAACAAAAUUACACAUUAUAAACUUUCAAUUAGUAAACAAUCUCGGGAUGGUCCGGUUUAUGAAAGAACACAAACACGUUUUUCGGAUACUGUUUUUGGCAGCGGUAGUCACGGCCUACAAAAAAUGGAAUCAACUAUGAAGCGCGGAACUUGUGACUGGAAUGCUUGUCUGGGGAAGCGCGGGCAUUCGGGAUGGGUACAGAAUCCGACCGAAUCCCGGUGCUACGUUACGGUACUCCGGUUGCCCGUGAUGCCUCGGUUUUCGCACUGGCCAACAAAGAAAUUGACUGAAAAGAACGCUCAAACGUAAGUAAAGUAAGGCUCCGCUUUUCCAAAGAAGUCCUAGCUUGAUGCUAACAUACAUUGGCUUCACUAUUGACGUGCUACCGAUUUUUCCGAAGAGAUGUCAACACAUCCAAAUUUGCUAAUAAGAACUACAACUAACAAAAUUACACAUCAUAAACUUUCACUUAGUAAACAAUCUCGGGAUGGUCCGGUUUAUGAAAGAAUCCGAACACGUUUUUCGGAUACUGUUUUUGGCAGAGGUAGUCACGGCUUAUAAAAAAUGGAAUCUACUACGAAGCGCAGAACUUGUGACUGGAAUGCUUGUCUGGGGAAGUGCGGGCAUUCGGGAUGGGUACGGAAUCCGACCGAAUCCCGGUGCUACGUUACGGUACUCCGGUUGCCACGGUCUUCGCACUGGCCAACAAAGAAAUUGACUGAAAAGAACGCUCAAACGUAAGUAAAGUAAGGCUCCGCUUUUCCAAAGAAGUGCUAGCUUGAUGCUAAUAUACAUUGGCUUCACUAUUGACUUGCUCCUGAUUUUUCCGAAGAGAUGUCAACACAUCCAAAUUUGCUAUUAAAAACUACAACUAACAAAAUUACACAUCAUAAACUUUCACUUAGUAAACAAUCUCGGGAUGGUCCGCUUUAUGAAAGAAUCCAAACAGGUUUUUCGGAAAAUGUUUUUGGCAGAGGUAGUCAUGGAGGUAGCCUACAUAAAACCAAAUCUACUACGAAGGGCAGAACUUGUGACUGGAAUGCUUGUCUGGUGAAGCGCAGGCAUUCAGGAUGGGUACAGAAUCCGACUGAGUCCCGGUGCUACGUUACGGUAUCAUCUGACGUCUUGGACUUAGUCAGGUCAUUUUUAAAUGUUCCGAAAAACAGAUUUUUUUCCAUCAAGCGAUGCAAUAUGGCUCCGGUUAAAAGGGACCUUUGACGAUUACAAUCCACAUGUAACGCACUUCCUUUUGGUCUUGAAUAAAUCCGGGUUCCCACUGGAUUCAAACCCCCACAUAAGUAUGUUCGCCAAACUGUGAGGUCCCCCCCAAAAAAUGGACCACGGUCGAAUCAAUCAGAGUUUAUUUAUCCAGCCCCUUAAUCACAAGUGCCUCAGAGGGAUUCACAAACCACGACCACGUCCCCUGAACUGAACCCGUUACUCGGGCAAGGAAAAACUCCAAAAGAGGUUAAAAUAAUUUGCACGAACCCAAUGAUUUGACACUUUGGCAUUGUUAAUAAACACAAGAAUGCAACGCUGUCUAACAGGUGAUGUGUUCAGGCACAUAUGUUACACGUGAAACUUUGGUAACACUUUAGUAUGAGGAACAUAUUCAACAUUAAUUAGUUGCUUAUUAGCAUGCAAAUUAGUAACAUAUUGGCUCUUAAUUAGUCAUUAUUAAGUACUUAUUAAUGCCUUAUUCUGCAAGGCCUUAUUACACAACUUAACCCUAACCCAAAUAACUCUAAAUUAAGUCUUUGUUAGGAGUCUGGUUAGGUGGCUGCAGGAUUAGGUCUCUGCUUUUUGCAGAUGAUGUGGUCCUGAUGGCUUCAUCUGGCCAGGAUCUUCAGCUCUCACUGGAUCGGUUCGCAGCCGAGUGUGAAGCGACUGGGAUGAGAAUCAGCACCUCCAAGUCCGAGUCCAUGGUUCUCUCCCGGAAAAUGGUGGAGUGCCAUCUCCGGGUUGGGGAGGAGACCCUGCCCCAAGUGAAUGAGUUCAAGUACCUAGGAGUCUUGUUCACGAGUGAGGGAAGACUGGACGGUGUGGCGUCUUCAGCAAUGCGGACGCUGUAUCGAUCCGUUGUGGUGAAGAAGGAGCUGAGCCGGAAGGAAAAGCUCUCACUUUACCGGUCGAUCUACGUUCCCAUCCUCACCUAUGGUCAUGAGCUUUGGGUCAUGACUGAAAGGACAAGAUCAAGGGUACAAGCGGCCCAAAUGAGUUUCCUCUGCCGGAGAGGAGCCAGAUGAAAUGGUUCAGGCAGCUGGUCAGGAUGCCACCAGAACGCCUCCCUAGGGAGGUGUUUAGGGCAUGUCCAACCGGUAGGAGGCCACGGGGAAGACCCAGGACACGUUGGGAAGACUAUGUCUCCCGGCUGGCCUGGGAACGCCUCGGGAUCCCCCGGGAAGAGCUGGACGAAGUUGCUGGGGAGAGGGAAGUCUGGGCUUCCCUGCUUAGGCUGCUGCCCCCGCGACCCAACCUCGGAUAAGCGGAAGAAGAUGGAUGAAUGAGUCUUUGUUACGUAGAAUAUGUUCCCCAUACUAAAGUGUUACUGGAACCUUUUAGAAAAUCUUCAAAGCCACCAGUACCUCCAGGAAUUUGCUUGAUUUUUAUUUUUUUGGUGUGAUUGUCGCGGCCUAAUUGACAUCAUUUCGGGGCAGCAUUUUGAGAAAGUGGCUGCAAAAGUUAUUUCAAUGACAUUUCAUCCUCCUCUUUGAAUUUAUGAAUUUUGUAAUUCAUGUUUUAUUGGGGAUUUUUUGUUUUUUUUUAACCUUAACCCCAACCAACACAGGAUUUCAACAAAUCUAGCAAAAUAUGCUUUAUUUGUGUCUUAAAUUGAACAUUUUUGAACACUGAUAGCAAUUAAGAUUUUUUUUUUUAAUGCCUUUUAAUGUUGUUUUUUUAGGUGUUUGUUACAUUAUUAUCUGAUGUCUGCUAUGACUCUUUUUUUUUUUGGAACCGACCGAAUCUCGCCGAAUGACGUAAAAUCCAACGCUGUCACGUCACGUAGACUGCGUGUGACAUUUGGGCAGUCGGCGAUCACUCCAGCAGCACUGAGAGCAGACUCAGCUGAGCUAACUCUUGGCAAUGUUGCAAUUGUUUUGAUAUGUGGUGUGUUUAAGUUAUUUACCCACGGAACUUCUGUUCCUGUUGGAGCUCCGGUCAGACGGGUUCUCACCAGACAAUUGCUGCUCACUCUUGCUGCUUGUUGUCACUUCUUCUGCAGCCGAGUAGUCGCAAGAAGGAUCACUAGCGCCCUCUACCACCAGUCAUUUAAUGACACAUAUUUGACACACGCAGCUAUGGUAUACUAAUAAAACAUAGCAGCUUACUGUUCUUUUUAGCAUAUUCAAUAGCUUGGACCUUAAAUCUUACUGAAUAGCUCUUAAUCUUCUUCCCUUUAUGCGAUUUCAAAUGAUUGAAGUCAGCCUCCUCCAUUUCGAAAAUGAUGACAGGUGAAGUGUCACUCGUGACGUGACGAGUUUGACCCUGUGGAAAUUCUAGACAUGCGCUAAUAAAAAUAAUAUUUUGCGAAACGAGUUUGAAAUGGCGUUAAUCCUGAGGUAAUGCUAAGCAUGCGUAAUUCUAAAUACGUCAUUCUAGUCAGGUGCAUCCUAUGUACCCGGCGGAAAUUCAAGGAAAUACGGUGUGUAUACUUUUGACCCAGCAGAUUUCCUCACAUUUUCAGUAGAACCAAAUUCAUAAAAGAAGUAAAGUUCAUGAAUGUUUUUCUCUGACCAACAAGUUUGUGCUGCAAUCACUCUAUAAGAGUUCUAGAAAUGAUUGGAAACUCAAGACAAGCUUGACAUUAUGUUCUUUACAAGUUUGUAACCUUUUGACCACGACUGUAGAUACCUCUAGGUUGCUGGUAAGAAAACCAAGUUAGCUUCAUCUUUUGACCCCCACCCUUACACGCUACAACAUUUUAUUCAAAAAAGGCGGAAUUUACUUAUUGAAUUUCUGCAGACUCUCACAUGUCUGUGUAAUUCACGGAGAUUGAUUGAAAUUCCCAUGAAUCGACGUGAUCGCCACAUCCCGGAAGGACUGAACAACUGCUUCCUUUAGAAAAUCCUGCCGACCGAGUACACAUUGCACCCCCCGCCAUCGGGUCACAGCCUCAGAACACAAGUCACGUAAGGAGUUAUGGUCUCUGCAAGAUGUCCACAAGGCAGGGAGGUAAUUAAAGAACCGAGGUCGCUACAUAGAACUCCUCGGUCUGUCUCCCACAGGUUUUGACCUCUGAUGUGUUACAGAGGCUGGAGGGUCAGGGACGGAUUCAAGCACCGUGUGAGGUAUGGAGGGGAAGUUGUGGAAAGCCUGAUUCUUGGUAUGUUGGGGGGGUGUGAUAGUCUCUGGGGGCCGUGCGGGUUCUCGCAUUUCACUCAUCAACCUUGAUCACCCCCUUGGAGGUGAGGUGAGGGGAGCAGUGAGCAGCAAAGGCGGCGGCCGGUCUUAUGAAUUUCUUUUAAAAUUUGUGUUCUGGAAAGUCUCGAAGAAAUAAUGAUUGGUCUUUGUUAGAAAUAUAGCUUGGUCCAGUUUGUUAUAAAUUCUAACAAAGUGCAGAUGGGAUUUUAACCUAUUUAAAACAUGUCAUCAAAAAUAUAUAUUUAUUGUGAGAAAUCAUUAAGAUGAUCAGUGUUUCCACAAGGAUAAAUAUCAUUAAUUAUUAAUAAUAACAUAGAGUUAAAGGUAAAUUGAGCAAAUUGGCUAUUUCUGGCAAUCUAUUUAAGUGUGUAUCAAACUGGUAGCCCUUCGCAUUAAUCAGUACCCAAGAAGUAGUUCUUGGUCUCAAAAAGGUUGGUGACCCUUGUUCUGGCAUAAUAUUGUGAAAGUCCAGUCUAUAGUGGAUCUAACAUAAUAGUGAGAGUCCAGUCCAUAGUGGAUCUAACAUAAUAGUGAGAGUCCAGUCCAUAGUGGAUCUAACAUAAUAAUGAGAGUCCAGUCCAUAGUGAGAGUCCAGUCCAUAGUGGGUCUAGCACAUAUUCAUCUUAAUUGCAUUAGCAGCUAUGGGUCUAUUAUUGUACUGUCAGUGGGUGUAUAGACCUGAUCUAUAGGGUUGUGAGUCUUCGGACACCUAACGAUUCGAUCUGAAUCUGAUUCUUAGGGUGACGAUUUGAUUUAGAUUCGAUUCAAUGCAAUUCUCGAUUCAAACUGAUCUUCGCAACGUAUUAUUUGGCAUAAUAAUUGCAAUGAAACUU
Molecule: messenger RNA, 8639 nt
Organism: Nerophis ophidion (straightnose pipefish)
Lineage: Eukaryota; Metazoa; Chordata; Actinopteri; Syngnathiformes; Syngnathidae
Gene: gpc6a
Product: glypican 6a
Exons: 10
Coding region: 438-2171 (577 amino acids)
Biological process (GO): cell migration; regulation of protein localization to membrane; regulation of signal transduction
Cellular component (GO): extracellular region; plasma membrane; synapse
Source: RefSeq, a predicted model, not a curated record